CUUAACCACACAUUUAUAACAUUUUGCAAUAAUUUUAUUCUCAGUACCAAUGACUUGACUCCAAGAAUCAACAAGCAAGUUCAAGCACCAAACAGAUUAUGGCUUUCUGAAGCAAGAUUCUUCAUAAAACAGAGUCUUUAUUUGAUAUCCUUUUCCACCACUUUUAUUCUACAUAAAUAAGAAGUAAAAAAAAAGUUUUUAUUUGCUUUCUUUUUCUGGGGGGAGGGAGAGAAUGAUAUGGGUCUUUCACGUGUGACAUUGAUAUAGCUUGUCUUCUUCAACAAAGCAACAGUUUAUAUCCAGACAGUUCCUCUAUUAGUUAACUUCUUGUAACAAGAUGGAAAAAUAUUGAAGGAUCCGUUCAUAAACGAUGAAAAGCUCAAGUUUGUGUUUGAUCUGAAGCUUCCACAUUGCUGCAUCUAUGACCUGAUCACAGGACAAAGGACUAUGAAACUCAACUGAUCCAAGAAAAACCACUCCAUUGAUACAUCUCCAUGGAGAAUUAUCAAGAAACUCGGUUUCUUCCUGAAAACGCAAUGGUCCACAUGAACUCUACAGUUUCUUACUCAGAGGAAGUAGCCGGUAGAGAAAGAACCGAAGCUAACAAUGUCUCAGUCCCACAAGAGACGCAAGUAUAUUCCAGAUUUGGAGGAGUUUCACAAAUGCAAGACAUUCACGACUUCGGUUCUUGGAGAGGUCAAGCUAUGGCAGGCCCUAUGAGAGUUCAUCAGACCGGUCAAGGAUUGUCCCUAAGCCUCGGUUCACAGAUUCUCCAUCAGAGAAUGUCUCAAGGAGUUGAGCAUUUUAGAGGCAAUGAGUAUGCAACACAGAGCUUUCCUGUUGGUAAUCCGAACUUGGAUGUUGUGAGAACAGUUCCAAACUCAAAGUAUCUCAAGGCAGCUCAGCAGCUUCUUGAUGAGGCUGUUAAUGUAAAGAAAUCUUUAAAGCAGUUUCAGCCAGAGGGAGAUAAGAACAAAGAGAACCCUCAAGAAACAGAUCAAAACCCUCAAGGCUCAAGCAUGAAUCCUCCUGCUGAGAUCUCUCAAUCAGAGAGACAAGAAUUGCAUAACAAGUUGACAAAACUCUUGUCAAUGUUGGAUGAGGUGGAUAGAAGAUAUAAGCAAUAUUACCAGCAGAUGCAGAUAGUUGUGUCCUCCUUCGAUGUAAUAGCAGGUUAUGGAGCUGCUAAGCCAUACACAGCACUAGCUCUUCAAACCAUUUCACGUCAUUUCCGUAGCCUAAGAGAUGCUAUAUCAGGACAAAUCCUCGUGACACGAAAAUGCCUCGGGGAGCAAGAUGGUUCAGAUGGAAACAGAGUUGGGACAAUAAGCAGGCUUAAGUACGUUGAUCAACAUUUAAGACAACAAAGAGGUCUCAUGCAACCUCAAGCUUGGAGGCCUCAACGUGGUCUACCUGAAAACUCUGUUUUGAUUCUCCGUGCUUGGCUCUUUGAGCAUUUUCUUCACCCAUACCCAAAGGAUUCAGACAAGAUCAUGCUAGCAAGACAAACAGGGUUGAGCCGGGGUCAGGUCUCAAACUGGUUUAUAAAUGCGCGUGUGCGUUUAUGGAAGCCAAUGGUGGAAGAAAUAUAUAAGGAGGAGUUCACAGAGAAUGACUCCAACUCAUCCUCUGAAAAUACACCAAAAACAUCUGAGGUGCGUCCUACUGUUGCUGAUGAUGAAGAUCCAGCUCAAGAGUUUCCACAAGACCGGACAAAACCGGAUCAUGAACAUGGUUAUGGUGUGGAAACAUGUGGCAUGGUCCAGGGCGGUUAUCAGAUGGAUGGUGGGAGGUUUAUGACGGUUGAGCCUACAUAUCAUGUGGCUGAGAUUUCAAGAUUUGGUGGUGGUGGUGGUGGUGUGUCUUUAACUCUUGGACUUCAAAAUUCUCAAGGACAUGGUAGUGCUGUUGAUAUGUCUAGUGAGGCGUACAACAGCUUUCCCGGGGUCGGUGUUUAUGAAAAUGUCAUCCCUGGAGCUGAGAUGGAGUAUGUAAACCAAGAGAGUCGCCAGAACCGGAUAGGUUCUUCACAAUUGGUACAUGAUUUUGUAGCGUGAAAGAGACAGCUAUGGAGAGGAAUAAAGAGGAGUAGGUGUGCAUGAGUGAAUGUUAUGAUUAAUCUCAAUUCUCUAGUGGAAGAUUGGUCAGAGAAAAAAAAAAUAUUUUUAAAAGUUUGUAUAAAGAAAACAUUCUUUUGUGUAAGAAAAUUUACAACAAUCACAAUCAUGAGUUUUGUUUUUUAACUCUAGUGGAAGCUUUUUUAAAAAAAUAGUUGAAAAUACAUAGUUGAUUUGUUUCUUUUAGUUGUACAUAAAUAUAUCUCAUUAAUGCCUUAUCUUCCAUUACUUACAAUAUUGCAUGAUAACCAAACUAUAUAUAAUAUAUUGUAGUGAUAAAGUGACAUGCACUUUCACCAAACUUACACUCCUAUGAACAAAGACCAUAACAUCUGUUACUAGAUAACAUACUAUCAGUUUCUUAUGGUAACUGGAACAUAUAAUUCAAACUUAUUGCAAUGUUAGUAAGUAGGUAUAUCUCUCUAUAUAUAUAUACAUCAUACAGCUCAUAAAGUCUGCAUCUAUAUAUAGUCGAUCCGUAAUAUGAAUCGUGUGAUUAGUUGGGAAUAAGCUUGGAAGGAG
Eruca vesicaria subsp. sativa (arugula) is the source of this 2639-nucleotide messenger RNA. Lineage: Eukaryota; Viridiplantae; Streptophyta; Magnoliopsida; Brassicales; Brassicaceae. The record is from the annotation of a GenBank genome assembly.